Molecule: messenger RNA, 1164 nt
Organism: Linum tenue
Lineage: Eukaryota; Viridiplantae; Streptophyta; Magnoliopsida; Malpighiales; Linaceae
Source: the annotation of a GenBank genome assembly
AUGAGCAGGCUGAGCGCCGUCGUCGCUUACCAGAGCACCUGCCGCGACGCAUUGCGUAUGUGCGGCGGCACGAGGAAAGUCAGGACUCGGCUCGGAAAACCCAUCAAAAUGACUAGCAACGCGUUGGCGAUCAUAAAUUCCGCUUUCAAUCGAUCUUCUCAACCACCUCAGAUCCCCGACGACGGGAACCUGGCCAGUGGUGCCAAUUCUUUGCCCCGACCCGAUGCGGUGGUUGCUGGUGAUGGAAGCGGCAGAUUCAGAACGAUCACCGAAGCCCUAUCGGCUUACAAACUCAACGAGCUCGGCCGCUACGUGAUAUACGUGAAAGCAGGGGAGUACAACGAGAGCGUGACAAUAGCAAAGGACCGAGUCAAUGUCUACAUGUACGGCGACGGACCCGACCGGACUGUGGUGUUCGGGUCAAGAUCGCAAGAAUCCGGCCUCUUGACUUACGAGACCGCCACCGUAGCGGUUUUGGGAGAUGGGUUCGUGUGUCGGUCGAUGGCGAUUCAGAACAGGGGGAAAUCAGGGGGCGCGACGGUGGCGGUUAGGGUUCAGGCGGACAGAUCGAUAUUUUACAAUGUCACAAUUGAAGGCAAUCAAGCCCCGCUCUACGCACUGGCUCAUCGUCAAUUCUACCGCGAGUGCAAGAUCUCUGGAUCCACCGAUCUAAUUUUGGGCGACGCAGCGGCGGUGAUUCAAGAUUCCGAGAUCCUAGUGAGUCCCGAUUCGGGAGUGCCGGCGUAUGGUUUUGCUGCCGUGACCGUGCAAGGAAGGGCAGAAAGAUUCGAGACGACCGGGUUCGUGCUGCAGAACUGUACAAUCAAGGAGAUUGGAGGUGCGAGAGUGGAGAUUGUGCUUGGGAAGCAAUGGAGGAAGGGGUCGAGGGUAGUGGUGAUGGAGUCGUACCUGGGAGAAGGGAUUGCGGCAGAGGGAUGGAAGGUGAGGGUUUCCUCCGCCGGCGGGGGAGACUUUGCGGUGCCGGAGAAAUCGUUGUAUGCGGAGUUUGAGAACUACGGGCCUGGAGCAAAUACGAGCAAGCGGGUCCGAAGCUCCACUGUGAUUAAGGAAAGGUCGAAGGCGGUUCAAUAUGCUCCAGACUUGUUUAUUCAGGGGUAUUCCUGGAUUCCCCAGGCCGGUGUGCCGUACCAGGGAGGAUUGUAG